Molecule: messenger RNA, 790 nt
Organism: Carlito syrichta (Philippine tarsier)
Lineage: Eukaryota; Metazoa; Chordata; Mammalia; Primates; Tarsiidae
Gene: LUZP6
Product: leucine zipper protein 6
Source: RefSeq, a predicted model, not a curated record
AUGGCUGGGUGGACUGAUGACUUGGGAAGAACAACUCUCCUGUGGCCUCACACUGCUGCCUGUCUGUCUGUCACUCUAUCUGCCAGCUUCUUCAGCUCAAUACUUUUAGAAGGGUUUUGUAUUAAAUCAGUCAUUACAUAUGCACUAUAUUAAGUACAGGCAGGUAAUUUACCUGUUUACAGUAGUGUACUAACAAAUUCUCCCUUGCAGCUUCAGAUUGUCUAUAGACUUACAGCUCAAACAUGGGACCUGAAUAUCCCAGGUAGUUUUUUUAUACAUAGCUCACCUUUCUGAGACCAACUGAGCACGGACAGGUGCGGUAUAUGCAAGCUGCAAACAAGUAGGCCCUUUAUUCAUUGAUUUCUCCCCAUGUAAUGGGUGUUAAAUCUAUGUGUACUUAUUUGAUUUUUUUUUUCUAAGUUUCAACUGAGCUGCUGUUUUAUUUCAUGCAAUAUUGUAUACUCAAUUGUGUAUAGAAGAAGCUGGUGAGAGUGUCCUCCUACAUAAAUAAGCAAUUGCAGUGUUUUGCAUGCAAAAUUUUAAAAAUUUAAAUUGUCCUGAUUCUAUUUUGUAAAUGGAGAAACAAUCAUAUCUUUCUAAGCAGUAAUGGAGGAAGACUAGUGCUUUGUGCAUUUUGAUAUAUUUAAGUUCAUUUUUCCACAAUGUUAUACUUUUGACACAAUUGAGUUUCUCAUAAGUAUCCUAGUUCAUAUACAUCCGAAUGCUAAAUAAUACUGUGUUUAAGUUGUGUGUUGCAAGAACAAAUGGAAUAAACUUGAAUUGUGCUACA